AUGGACGGCGGCGUCAGCGUGCGCAACGAUCGCAUGGGGAUGGCCGCGGGAGGUGGCAAGGCGGACGCGGCGAGCCACGAGGGCGGCGCGCAACAGGCGGCGAGCGGCAGCCCGUUAGAGGGGCCGGUGUGGGUGGAGGCGAGGGCCAGCUGUGCGCACAUACACGCCAUCACCACGCUGGGCGACCUGCCCUCCACGCACGCGCUCUGCAAGCAGUGCGGGUGUGCGGCGGACAACUGGGUGUGUCUGUCGUGUGGCGUGGUGGCGUGCGGGCGGUCAGAGGGCGCUCACAUGGUGAAGCACUUCUACGCCACAGGCCACCCACUCGCUGCUGGCUUCAGGGAUUCGUCGGUGUGGUGUUUCCAGUGCGACUCCUACCUGGACGCUUUAAGAAUACCAACCCUUCGCCCUCUCUUCCACUCCCUCUAUCGCUCCAAGUCUGGUCAAUACUCCGAUCUGUCCCUGCACUCUCACGCCCAUUCACCCACCUCUGCCUCAGCAUCGGCCACAGCAUCUCUAAGUUAG
Messenger RNA from Closterium sp. NIES-65, 525 nucleotides. Lineage: Eukaryota; Viridiplantae; Streptophyta; Zygnematophyceae; Desmidiales; Closteriaceae. The record is from the annotation of a GenBank genome assembly.